UUUGCCAUUGUCAUAUCGAGGCGACGUGAUGUUCCUGAGGUAAGCUUGGCAUUCCAUUUCGAUCAACAGUUGGCCUCUUGUAGACCCUGUUUAAGAAUAUAAUCAUCCUUUUGCUCUCGUAUAGCAAUACGAAUCAUUAUUCAGUUCAGAGUAGACGCAAAUGAUUGGAAAAAGUUAAUACAACUAACUCAGAAUGAAUAAUACACCAUUCUUUUGGUAUCCUCCAGACCACAGAGAUUUACCCUUGCAUUAUCUGAUCGAAACCAAAAAUGAUGCCCGUAAAGUCCGUAGGCUAUUGCAAAAUGGUGCAAACCCGAACGAGAAAAGCUGCAUAGGUAACACGCCUCUUCACCUAGCUGUUUUAAAUAUCGAAGAAAAUGGAGAGAUCGUCGAGACUUUGAUCGAAGCUGGAGCCGAUGUGAACGUGAAAAAUUGUUACAAGAAUACACCCUUAGAUUUCGCUGUUAUCUAUAGAAAACAUAGAGUAAUUGAAAUAUUGCUGCUUGCGGGUGCGAACGUCAAUGAAAAGGAUGAACUCGGGAACACGCCUCUGCAUUAUGCAAUAAAAAACUGUGUAUUGUUCAAGAAUAUGAAUUCAAAAUACGUCUGUACAGAGAGUAACAAAUUUGUCGACCUCUGGAUCAUCGAGAAACUGUUGCUACACAAUGCUGAGGUUAACGCCAAAAAUAUUUUACAACAGACUCCUCUAUAUCUGGCUGUGGAAGUUGGAAAUCUACAUCUUGUUAGAAUCCUUCUUAAUAAGGGAGCAUCAACACAUGUUUACGAUACCAGGUAUGGUUUUACUCCUUUACAUUUAGCAUUAGACAGACGAACGAUAAAUCUAGCUAUUGUAUUUGAGCUUUUAAGUCAUGGAGCCAAAACUAAUUCCAGGAGCAUAUAUUCUAUCACACCUUGGCAGCUUGCAAUACAGAAAUACUUUUCUUCUCCUUGGUGGGAAUAUGAAAAUGCUAAAAUUCUGAUCAAAACUUUUGUCUUGUUUACAAACGAAUACCGUACAUUUCGAAUGCCGAGUGCAACACCCAGAACUGUGAGCUUAGUACGCUUUUAUCACAAAUGCACUUUUGAAGCUGAUAUCAUGAAAUCAGAUGUUAUUGCUUUGAAGUACACAGUUUACGAUUUUGUUACUAAAAAACACGAUGAAAUGAACUGGAAUAGUGGAUAUCCUGAAAGGAAGGCUUACGAUUAUGUAUUCCAUAAUCUGAAGAAGGGAAUAUAUGCUGUUUAUGUUGUCGAGAUUUUGAACAGGAUCGGAAGAUCAUAUUUGACUGAAGAAUUUAUAAAAACCAAAGUUUAUGCGAAGGGUAGGAGGAAUCAACAGAAAGUGUGUUUGAAAUCUAUUCAUUUGCAGCAAAUAUCAUUGUAUUUGUCGCUUACAGACAUAUUCAAUUUCAUUCUCGCAAAAUCAAAAUGCAAUUGGUUCAAUACAAGUAAUGGCUUCUUACAGAGAAGCAUUCUGCGUGUAUUUCAUACAUUUAGUCCAAAUCUUAUAAAUACUACUUUUGUUUUACGGAUAUUAUAAAAAAAUAUUAUUUUUAAGUUUGAAAUAGAAAGUAUGUUGUUACUCAACUAUCAAAUUAACGCUAAAAGUUUUAAUGUUUGGUAUAAUAUGUCACUAGCUAACACAAAUCAUCUAGUAAUUUUUUUUAAAUUUCACGAUUCCACAUUAACUGCUUUCAUUAAUAGAAUAAUCUUUUGAAGUUUACAUAAAAUAAAUUAUUUUAACAAAAAGUGGUGUGCUGUCAAAGCUGAA
This is a messenger RNA of Argiope bruennichi, 1771 nucleotides long. RefSeq names its product ankyrin-3-like. Gene Ontology annotation, cellular component: nucleus; cytoplasm. Lineage: Eukaryota; Metazoa; Arthropoda; Arachnida; Araneae; Araneidae. The coding region runs from base 194 to 1540 and encodes 448 amino acids. The transcript has a single exon. The record is from RefSeq and is a predicted model, not a curated record. Gene Ontology annotation, molecular function: protein binding.